CCCAAACCCCGGCUGUCAGUGCUAUGUGAUUGCGUGUGCUCCCGAGCUCGCUCAGCACACGGCAAAAAAAAAAUAUAAAAAAUAAAAAAAAAAUUACAAUUUUUUUAAAAAAUACAUUUAAAAAAGCCCACCCCCCAUUUUCUUUUUUGUUACGUUAAAGCUGGAGUAAGUCAUUCUCGGACUGGACGGUAACGAAAAGAGAGGUUAAACAACCGAAAGGCAAAGUCGAGCUAAAAAUGUGUUAGACCGUUGAGUGUUCCAUCCUAGAGCUGCAUUUAACAUCGCCGGAAUUCUAUUUGUCAUUUAAAAAACAAUUAUCCGGAAAGUUUUAAGUCCAACUGCCGGCAUCUAACGUGACGCCGCAGACCGUUGGGGAACCAAACCGUCAACUUCUCCGUCCAGGCAGCUUCCUUCGACUUCGAGCCUCCACGCACGUCCAGCAGGAGAGAUGAACCCCGGCGCUCCCAGUUACCCCAUCGCCUCUCUGUAUGUGGGGGAUCUCCAUCAAGAUGUGACCGAGGCCAUGCUGUACGAGAAAUUCAGCCCGGCCGGAGCCAUCGUCUCCAUCCGGGUAUGUCGGGACAUGAUCACCCGGAGGUCCCUGGGAUAUGCCUAUGUCAACUUCCAGCAGCCGGCGGACGCUGAGCGUGCUCUGGAUACCAUGAACUUUGACGUGAUUAAAGGCCAGCCGGUACGCAUCAUGUGGUCACAGCGGGAUCCAUCGCUGAGAAAGAGUGGCGUGGGAAACAUCUUCAUCAAGAAUCUUGACAAGUCCAUCGACAACAAGGCUCUUUAUGAUACCUUCUCUGCUUUCGGCAACAUUCUUUCCUGCAAGGUGGUUUGUGACGAAAAUGGCUCUAGAGGCUACGGCUUUGUGCAUUUUGAGACUCAUGAUGCGGCUGAACGAGCCAUUGAGAAAAUGAAUGGCAUGCUGCUCAAUGACCGAAAAGUAUUUGUUGGGCGUUUUAAAUCCCGCAAAGAGCGCGAGGCUGAGCUGGGCGCCCGAGCCAGAGAGUUCACCAACGUGUACAUCAAAAACUUUGGUGAAGACAUGGAUGAUGAGAAACUGAAGGAGAUCUUCAGCAAAUUCGGAAAUGCCACGAGUGUUCGAGUCAUGACUGAUGAGAGUGGCGGGGGUCGAGGCUUCGGGUUUGUUAGCUUUGAAAACCAUGAGGAUGCCCAGAAGGCUGUUGACGAAAUGAACGGAAAGGAGCUGAACGGGAGGAUCAUGUUUGUUGGACGAGCCCAGAAGAAGAUGGAGCGCCAAAUGGAGCUGAAGCGCAGAUUCGAACAGAUGAAACAAGACCGCACGACCCGUUACCAAGGCGUCAACUUGUACGUGAAGAACCUGGACGACGGCAUUGAUGACGAACGCUUACGCAAAGAGUUCUCACCAUUUGGCUCGAUCACAAGUGCCAAGGUGAUGAUGGAAGGCGGCCGCAGCAAAGGCUUCGGCUUCGUCUGCUUCUCGUCCCCGGAAGAAGCCACGAAGGCUGUGACGGAAAUGAACGGACGCAUAGUCGCCACCAAGCCGCUGUAUGUAGCCCUGGCUCAGAGGAAGGAGGAGCGGCAAGCUCACUUGAUUACUCAGUACAUGCAGCGCGUGGCCAACGCCCGCGCCGCGGCAAACCCCGUCAUGAACCCCUACCAGCCCGCUCCGCCCUCUGGCUUCAUCAUGACCGCCAUUCCUCAGGCGCAGAGUCGUUCUGCGUACUACCCAACCGCCGGCCAGAUGGCUCAGCUCCGCCCGGGCCCCCGCUGGACUACACAAAGUGUUCGACCACAACAUUUCCAGAACAUGCCAGGAGUGAUGCGUCCACCAAGACCACGCCCCCAGAACUUCAGCACAGUGCGAGCUUCCUCCCAGGUGCCCCCGAUGAUGAACACCCAGCGUGUCGCCGCCCAGAGCAGCGGCCCCCGUCACCCAGUUGCCACUGCAGCCACUCAUGUCCGUGGAGGGCCUCAGUACAAGUACUCAACAGGAGUUCGUAAUCCCCAGCAGCACGUCGCAACUCAGCCGCAAGUCACUCUGCAGCCUGCAGUCCAUAUUCAGGGCCAGGAACCCCUGACUGCCUCCAUGCUGGCUGCCGCUCCACUCCAGGAACAGAAACAGAUGCUGGGCGAGCGGCUGUUCCCAUUGAUCCAGAACAUGCAUCCCAGCCUUGCAGGCAAAAUCACUGGAAUGCUCCUGGAGAUCGACAACUCGGAGCUGCUCCACAUGCUGGAGUCCCCGGAGUCUCUCCGUUCAAAGGUGGAUGAAGCCGUGGCUGUGCUGCAGGCUCACCAGGCUAAAGAGGUGGCACAGAAGCCGGCGACUAAUUCAACCGCAGGCCCAAGUGUCUGAACCCGAGGGGUGGGAAACCUCGAGAGAGCUUCACAGAGGAGAUUUUUGAAAAAGUGGGAAAAAAGAGAAACCUUCAAAAUAAAAUAAAAAAAACA
Messenger RNA from Oryzias latipes (Japanese medaka), 2439 nucleotides. It is a transcript of the gene pabpc1b, whose product is annotated as poly A binding protein, cytoplasmic 1 b. NCBI's taxonomy places the organism in Eukaryota, Metazoa, Chordata, Actinopteri, Beloniformes, Adrianichthyidae. The record is from RefSeq and is a predicted model, not a curated record. Gene Ontology annotation, molecular function: RNA binding.